UGAUUUGAUUGUUAAAAGCAGCUGUGUAUGGGCAGUCCAUGACAGGUGCCAGACCCAUUUCACAAUCUAAAACAAAGAAACAGGCGACAACAUUGGGUCAACUCCUGUAACCGCGAGCUUCAUUGUGUGACCAACCUGCAGCCGGCCGAGAUGCCUCUGAACGCAGGAGAAAGCGGCUACGGCAGCGUGCCCGGAGCUGGACUGUCGGGCGGUGUGGGAACGUCGGAAACGGCGCCUCUGCUCAUCCCAGAACCAGAGCCGGAACCGGUGUAUGAGUGGCAUCCUAUGGCUAGAGCGGAGCUGGAGGCCGCCGCAGGAGGUCCUGGAUGGAGGAGAGUCCGUUGUUACAUGGUGGUGCUGUUCUGGUUUACCUGGGUGGCCAUGCUUGCUGUUUCCAUCUCCAUAAUCGUGAUUAGCCCCCGACCGGUUGGGAGGUCGCUCACAUGGUGGCAGAGGUCUCUGUUUUACGAGCUGCAACUCGACCUGGAGGCUCAGGCUGAGGGGUCAGAUGGCAUCAACGCGGUGUGCGAGCGCCUUCCCUACCUCAAGUCCUUGGGUGUCAGCGCUCUAAUCCUGGAGGGUGUGUUUCAAAAGAAGACAUCGCCUUCAAACCUCACUGUCACUGCUGAAAACAUGGAAACACUGGCUCAGAUCCAACAUCUGCUCAUGGAGAGCUACAAAGCAGAUCUCAAAGUGAUGUUGGACUUUUGUAAAGUGGAUCCUUUGGUACUUAAGGAUGUUGCAGGAAGCCUGGACAAGCUGUCGAACCAGUCAGCUGCUCUUCAGCAUGCAUUAAGGUUCUGGUUGGAGCAAGGUGUAGCAGGUUUUCUCAUAUGUGACACAGAUGCAGCAUAUUCAGAAGAGACUCUCCUAGAGUGGAGGAGUGUUCUUGAGGAAUUCAGCACUCGGGAGGAGGAAAGGAUUGUGGUGGUAAAGCAGACAGGAGAUGCUUUGCUUCCAUUAAAUGACUCCAGUCACAGCAACGUCACACUGGUGAAUGUAGUCAUAAGGUCCAUUUUGCCGCACUCGGAUCACCCGCUGUCUACUCAGGAAGUGGCUGAUGCUAUAAAGACACAGCUCCAAACAGAGGAGGAAGAGGAAGACAUAUGGCCAAGCUGGACUGUUGGAGGUCAAACAUCUCAUGAACUGAAGAGGUUACUCCUGGUGUUGAUGAUGACUUUGCCUGGAUCUCCUGCCAUCCAGUAUAAUGAAGAGAUUGAUCAAACACAGACUGAGCCUCUGGAAAGAGGAUCAUCACAAAAAGAAAGGGAUGAGCCAUCAAACGCCCACAGGAACAAGGAGAAGACAAGGAGUUCAGUUCUUGCUCUCUUUACCACCCUCAGCAACUCCAAGGCCAGAGAAGAAGCCCUUCUGUACGGCAGCCUCACUUUCCUCCCCUUUAACACCUCCUCAAACUUUUCUUCCUCCACCAAUGCCACUGUUUCCUUUCCUUCAUCUCCUCCUAUACUGGCCUUUCUUCGCUCCUGGGGCUGUGUCCACUUCCUUGUUCUCCUCAAUGUUGGGGCCAAGCCUCAAUCCCUGGAUCCUGUUUGGGCCCAGAACCUGCCUGAAACAGGAGUGUUUGUGGCCAGCUCAGGGAUGAACCACCUGGGUUCAACUUCUUUGCGUGCACUUACACUUCAGCCCCAUGAAGCCAUGGUAAUCAAACUGUUUAAGGCAGGAAGCUACUCGUAGAGCUUCGGAGUAGUUGUUUGUAUUGAGAUUUGUGUGAGCUUUUCUCUAAUAUCUGAAAAUAGUUUUUUAAAGUUCUGAUAUGUGCUGAGAAUAAAAAUAAUUUGUGUGCAUAA
Molecule: messenger RNA, 1808 nt
Organism: Melanotaenia boesemani (Boeseman's rainbowfish)
Lineage: Eukaryota; Metazoa; Chordata; Actinopteri; Atheriniformes; Melanotaeniidae
Product: 4F2 cell-surface antigen heavy chain
Exons: 9
Coding region: 151-1695 (514 amino acids)
Biological process (GO): amino acid transport
Source: RefSeq, a predicted model, not a curated record